AGUUACCAAGAAUUAAAAGUAACCUAUCGCGUCGAUUAACGAUUAAUACAGGUCACUAAAGCUACGGACUGACACCUAAAAAUUAAAAAAUCGACAAUAUUUAGAUAAAAAAACUUGUAUAUUCUGUUGCGAUAGUUUAUGAGUAAUAUUAUUUACGAUCAAUUAAAAUAAUGGAUAAGAAAAGGAAGAACUUUACCAGUCGUGCUACAUUAGUGCACUAUAAACAAACGUAGUUCAUUGGACAAAUUUGUUUUUGUAUUAGUCAAAUGUCAAAGUAACGUUAAAUGAUUUUAGAGAAACGUAUUUAAUAUAUUAUAAAAAGACAUUGCAGAAAUAAUUAAAUUAUAAAAAAUGUCUGCACAGACAAACCAGGAAACUAAAAAAGAGGAAGAACCUUUCGGUUUGGGAUGUGCUUUAGAAUAUUUUUCAGAGCAGGAAGAAAUUUUUAAAAUGAUAGAUAACCUGGAAAAUCUUGUAAACAGCGAUACUUCAUUAGUGGAAAGAACACAUGAAAAGUUUUCUUUUAUACUUAACCAAUACAUCGAACAACCACAUUUAAUAGACUCUCACAUUAACGAAUUGCUAGAAAAAUUUAUAAACAUUGUGAGAAAUCCAGAUAAUAGCGUAGAACUAAAACAUUUGGCUUUCAAAUUUAUGUUCGUAGUUGUUAAUGUUAGAGGAUUCAAAGUAGUAAUAAGACAUUUACCACAUGAAGUAACGGAUUUUGAGCCUGUAUUACAACUUUUGGAAGCUCAAACUCCCGACGAUGCCGAUACGUGGACAACACGUUAUAUUUUAUUAUUAUGGUUAUCUAUAAUUGUGAUGAUUCCAUUUCAUAUGUCGAGAUUUGACGGAUAUGAUCCCAAAGAAUCUGAAAAACCAACCGUUAUGGAUCGAAUAUUAAAAAUUAUUAAAAUAUACGCUGUAGUGCCUGAUAAAUGCCGAGAUGCCGCUGCUUACUUAUCACAUCAGUUUAUCACUAGGAGUGAUGUUAAAGAGAAACAUUUGUGUUCGUUUCUGGAUUGGGCGAAACAAUUGAGUACAUCAAAUGAUAGCAACGUGUUUGUUAUAUACGGCGCCUUAGCUUGUGUAGCGACAAUAUUAAAACACGGAAAACGUGAAGAUUUAUUACCGUAUACAAGAAAUUUAUUACAGUGGGUAGUGAACGCUGAAUUUAGAAACAAUUCCGGAGCUAAUAUUCAAAAACUCGUCUACAAAAUUAUCCAGAGAAUUGGAUUAACGUUUCUUGCUCCGAGAAUAGCGACUUGGAGAUACAAAAGGGGUAAUAGAUCUCUGGCUGCUAACUUGAGUUCCGGCGAUAGUACUGUAUCCUCAACUUCGAAUCAUAUCGAAGAAGAAAUAGAUGUUGAAGAUACUAUAGAGGUACCCGAUGAAAUAGAAGAAGUUAUUGAUCAGUUGAUUCAAGGUUUGAGGAACUCUGACGGUGUAGUCAGGUGGUCGGCUGCGAAAGGAGUUGGUAGAGUAACUGGGAGGUUACCUAAGGAUUUAGCAGAUGAAGUAGUAGGUUCCGUUUUGGAGUUGUUCAGUCCUAGGGAAUCCGACGGUGCUUGGCAAGGUGGAUGUUUAGCUUUAGCGGAAUUAGGUAGAAGAGGUCUUCUCUUACCGGAACGUUUACCUCAAGUGGUACCGGUAGUAUUGAAAGCAUUAGUUUAUGACGAACCGAGGGGAUAUUCAUCAGUAGGUUCUCAUAUAAGAGACGCAGCUUGUUACGUGUGCUGGUCUUUUUCUAGGGCUUACGAAAGUACCGUACUGGCUCCUUAUGUAAACGAUAUAGCUAGUACUCUAUUGAUUGUGACUUGUUUCGAUAAAGAGAUUAAUUGUCGUAGGGCAGCUUCAGCGGCGUUCCAAGAAAACGUCGGUAGACAAGGGAGCUUUCCACACGGUAUCGAUAUAUUAACUGCUGCUGAUUUCUUUUCCGUUAGUGUCAGAAGUCACGCCUUUUUAAAUAUAAGCGUUUAUAUUGCGCAAUUUGAUGAAUAUUCGGAAGCUUUGAUCGAUCAUUUGACUGUUAGGAAAGUAGAUCAUUGGGAUCUUAGUAUAAGGGAAUUGACUGCAAAGGCUUUGUUCAAUAUUACACCGAAGAAUCCUGAUUAUAUUAUAUCAAAAACGGUUCCGUCAUUAUUAGAAAAAACUAAUUCGAUAGAUUUGAACGCUCGUCAUGGUAGUAUACUUGCGAUAGGAGAAAUUUUACAUGCGGUGUCAAAAAUCGCCUCCGAAACCAAUAAAUCCAUAAAUUCUCUAAUAGGAGACGAUAUAUUAGAAAAAGUGAAACUAUUGAUACCGAAAUUUAAGGAAAAAUUGUAUUUCCGAGGUUUAGGUGGUGAAUUGAUGAAACAAGCUUGUUCCGAUUUUAUAGAAAAAUGUUCGUUAGCUCGUUUACCUUUUCAUCAAGAUUCAAUAAUAGACGAUUGGUUACAAUUACUCAACGAUUGUCUAUCCUACGAAGUAAUCGGUAUACGUUUAAGCGCCAUAACGGCUCUGUCUACUCUAUUACAAGAAUACUAUUUGGAUAAACAGGAACGUUGCGACGAAAUCGUUCGACAAUACGUCAAAGAAUUGACAACAACCACCAACGAACAAAGCAGAAUGGGUCAUUGUUUAGCUUUGGGGGUGUUACCUAAGCCGAUACUGAAACGAAAUUUCGAUUCGAUCGUUGACGUUUUGAUCGAAUGCGCCGCUAUUACCCCGAAUACCUCGAAAUGGGCGGAAUGUAGAAGAGACGCCGUUAAAGCUCUCACUUCCGUAGUUGCGACUAUGUCGGAUAGUAUCGGAACGGAUUGUACGGAUAGUCACAUCGAAAGUAUUUAUAACAGUUUUUUGGAGGGUUUGAAGGAUUAUACGCAGGAUAAAAGGGGCGAUAUCGGUGCUUGGAUGAGAGAAGCGUCAGUUACGGGUUUACAAUCGCUUACUUUUCUAUUGAGCGAUAGAUAUCCGAAGGUAUUGACGCCGGAAUUGAUGGGGCGGGUAUUGGGUGGUAUAGCGCAACAAGCCGUGGAAAAAAUUGAUAGGACCAGGGCGUUGGCGGCUAAAGUUUUUUAUAGUUUUAUAUUCAACGAUCCUCCCGUUCCGAAUUUACCGCAUCGCGAAGAACUAACGAAAAUUUUCGUAAAAACCGAUUGCGACGAAUUAAAUUGGAAUUCGUCAUCGGUGACAUUUCCGAAAUUCGUCCAACUAAUCCAGUUUCCGGGAUUCGUUCACCACGUCAUGGUUGGAUUAAUUUGUAGUAUCGGCGGUUUAACGGAAACAUUGGUGAAAGAUUCCAGUUCGUCGUUUUUCGCCUACCUGAAAGAAGAAUAUAGAACGAAAGGACCGGAACCGAUUCGUCGAAUAUGCGACGUCAUUUUGAAAAUAUUCGUCGAUUAUCAAAAAAUCGAUAGAAUAACUGUGCCCCUGUUCAGAUUUUUGGAUAAAUUGUUCGAUUCCGGGUGUAUCGAAUGCGUCACCGUUACGGAAAAUUCCGAAUUCGUCAGGGACAUUUUGAAAUUGAUACAACAAGAAAUUUCCGGUUGUAAAGAUAUUUAUAAAUUGAUCGACGGUAUUCACGUACUUUGUCAAUUUAUUCAGAUGAAAGGUGCUGUCUGUGAUAUAGCUUUAGUCCAAUUGAGUAUUCUCCUUUGUCACCGACAACCUUACAUAAGGAGGACGACUUCCAGCAAAUUUUACGAAGCUCUAUUAGUUUACGGCGAAGACACUAAAAUCAGUCCCGAUAAUAUCGAGACGGUUAUGACCGUUUUGAGUUCUACAGAUUGGGAGCAACCCGUCGAACGGAUUCGCCCUAUCAGAAAUGAGCUGUGCAAUUUGAUGGGUAUCCGGGUACCGGUGCCUGCCAAAAAGAAAACUUAAGGUACCAGUUAUUCGAUAAAAUAAAAAAUCCUUUAGAAAAAGGAACCGAUUAUAGAGGUUGUCUCAACUUAUUCCGAAACUAAUUUAUUAAUCGGUUAAUUGUUUUGUAUGGACAUGUGAAUUUAUUAAUUAAUUUGAUUAAAUAAAUAUAAAAGUUUCGAAAGGCUUUCGAUUAAUUUUAUAAUGUACGCUUUUUUAUUUCAAUCGUAACAAAUAAAUAAUUUUUAUAAA
Diorhabda sublineata is the source of this 4095-nucleotide messenger RNA. It is a transcript of the gene TBCD, whose product is annotated as tubulin-specific chaperone D. Gene Ontology annotation, biological process: adherens junction assembly; microtubule cytoskeleton organization; bicellular tight junction assembly. The record is from RefSeq and is a predicted model, not a curated record. Gene Ontology annotation, cellular component: lateral plasma membrane. Bases 352 to 3864 code for a protein of 1170 amino acids. The transcript is spliced from 12 exons. Lineage: Eukaryota; Metazoa; Arthropoda; Insecta; Coleoptera; Chrysomelidae. Gene Ontology annotation, molecular function: beta-tubulin binding; GTPase activator activity.